AUGAGUGAGCCACCAUUUACUCCUAUUAUUAAGGAAGGCUGGCUACUUAAAGAAGGCCAUAUCAUUAAAUCCUGGAAACGUCGCUGGUUUGUUUUAGGAAAAGGUAUAGUAAAAUAUUUCGAGAAAAAAUAUAAAGGAGAAAAAGGCUCUUUUCAAAUUACUGGCGAUACAGUUAUAUCCACAGGUCGUGGGCCAAAAGGGGAGCCUGCAUUGUACAUUAAAAAUCCCGAAAAAGCGUUUUAUAUUGUAUGUGAGCAGGAAGUUGAAGUGGUUUGUUGGAUAAAUGCUUUUAAUCGCGUUAUAGAGGCAUGCAAAAAUAACACUCUCGAUCAGCUUGGAUCCCCUAAUGAAAUUGUUAAUCAGUUUACGAACGCAGUUUUCAAGAAGGAAAUGCUCGUACCAGAAUAUAAGGAAGGAGCUCUUGAGGGAAUGUUCAAUCCAAUUCCGCACUGUCCAAUCACACAACAACAGAUAUUCCAGCUUCCGAACAAAUUAAACCAAGCUUUCCGUCUCUAUGUCGACUUAGACUACUCCUGCACGCAAAUAAUAUCAAAAUCAACAAACUUUAUGCGAUCAGUUUGCUCCAGCAAUACUGGUUUACCCGAAAAAGAUUAUGAAUUUUCAUAUGACAAAUUUUAUCAGCUCAGCCAACACAUCUCGGAACUUAUUGAAAACAUACACGCAUCUGACUUCACCGAAUUGAAAAACCCAGAUGUAAGUGCAUUAAUCAAAGAUUUCGGAAUUGCAGACUUCAUUGAGAAGAUGAACUGUGAUCAGAUGGAAUUUGAGACACCAUUAAAUCAAUGGAUUUACUCCGCCGAUAAAAUGCACUCAAUGUAUGAUGAUCUCAGGUACCAAACAGAUCCAGCUGACGGUGUUAUUUUGCUCAAUAACCAGAUGGAGUCAUUUUUGGAGCAGAUAGAUUCGUUGGCUCCAGAUACAGUUACUCCAACCUUCGAUAUCGGCUCUUAUUUAUUGGAGAAGUUCCCAGCUAGAAUAUUCAAAGAUCAUAUACAGAGCAAGACAACUUACGCGAAAGUACUUUCGAUUUUCAAAUCCUUUAAUUUGCUACAGAAAGAGCUCGAUGAAGCUGCAAAGCGCUCAGACAAGAACGAAGACGCAAACAAAUACUUUGUUUCACGUCAUGGAAUCAUGAAUAAGUUCAAUUCGCAACUCAUUAAACAUCUUGCGAAAUUUACGUUCAAUUGUAAACCUUCCGACAGUGAUAGAGAUGCACUUAUCAAGGACUUUGACGAAGUUGAAAAGUCAUCUGUUACAGAUGUUUCUUAUUUGCAGGAAUAUUUCCAAUAG
This is a messenger RNA of Trichomonas vaginalis G3, 1311 nucleotides long. RefSeq names its product pleckstrin family. Gene Ontology annotation, biological process: actin cytoskeleton organization. The transcript has a single exon. Bases 1 to 1311 code for a protein of 436 amino acids. Gene Ontology annotation, cellular component: plasma membrane. The record is from RefSeq and is a predicted model, not a curated record. Lineage: Eukaryota; Parabasalia; Trichomonadida; Trichomonadidae.